This is a messenger RNA of Ctenocephalides felis (cat flea), 2390 nucleotides long. RefSeq lists its product as uncharacterized. The record is from RefSeq and is a predicted model, not a curated record. Gene Ontology annotation, molecular function: serine-type endopeptidase activity. Lineage: Eukaryota; Metazoa; Arthropoda; Insecta; Siphonaptera; Pulicidae. Gene Ontology annotation, biological process: proteolysis. The transcript has 18 exons. Bases 1 to 2358 code for a protein of 785 amino acids.
AUGUGGAUUCUUAGAAACGUUGCCAAUUGUUCUACAAGUAAUCAGAAGCCGAAUUCUAGUCAAAGACCAGGAUCCAAUCAACAAAAUAACCAGAAUGCAGUGUCCAGACCGACUCAAACGAGUUUUGGAGACGGAAAUGUUGGCAGCAAAGCAAGAGCUAUGUGUCGGCAAUAUGGAGAGUACAUAUAUGAAUGGAUUACACCCCCUGUUCAAACUUUCAAUUCAGGAAAAGUAAAAGUAAAUAGAUGUGGACACAAAGCAACUGAACUAGUUAUUGGAGGAGAGCUCACCAAACCUAGAGAAUUUCCUCAUAUGGCUUUGCUUGGCAUGGGUGACAAGAAUUCUAAAAAAUGGACCUGCGGUGGAACUUUGAUAAGUGAUGAGUUUGUUCUGACUGCCGGACAUUGCAUAUUUUCAUCACAAGAUGGUGAAGUAAAAUGGGUGCGUCUUGGUGAAAAUAAUAUUCAGAACUCGCAGGAAACGGAAACGCAAGAUUUUGAAGUUGCCCAAAUUAUAAAACACCCGCAAUACAAAGCACCUUCCCGAUACAAUGACAUUGCCUUAUUACGCCUGGACCGCAAAGCUAUUUUAAACAAGUACGUAAUACCAGCAUGUCUACAUACCGAAUUUAACAUAGGACAUCAAAAGGCCAUUGCCACUGGUUGGGGUAGGACACACACUUAUGGUACUACAAGUCAGCAACUGUAUAAGGUUACCUUAGAAUUAUUUUCUCAACAAGAAUGUAAUGAUACUUAUGCCGCAUUUAUAUCAAAUCGUAGAUUGAAAUAUGGAAUUGUACCAGAAAGCCAAAUGUGCGCCGGACAUCAUACUGAAAGUAAAGACACUUGCCAGGGUGAUUCUGGAGGUCCUUUGCAAACUUAUCUAAAUGACCCUACCUGUAUGUAUGAUGUCAUAGGUAUUACAUCUUUCGGAAUUGCUUGCGGAGUCGUUGGAAGUCCAGGAGUUUAUACGAGAGUUUCGGAAUAUUUGCCAUGGAUUGAACAGACUCGACAAGUAUAUUUACUAGAAGUACAUACACAGAAACAACGAUGCUCAACAUGGAUUCUGAACAAAGAGUCUUGGUACGCCAUAAAUGCCAGGGCGCUGCAAAUAUACACCACUUUUUUGGUCCCAGAGUAUCUAUGUGAUGCUUGCACUAUUGAUGGAUUAUCUGGAAGCUGCAAACUUCUAAGAAAUUGCGCGCCAGCUAUUGUAGGGUUAAGAAAUGGAAAAUAUCCACAAAUGUGUGGUUUUUCAAAUCUUGAUCCAGUAGUAUGCUGUGUUUCUGAAGGCUCAGCAAUUAUUACAACUACUCAAAGUACAACAUCAAAUAAUAACCAGAGAUCUUUGGAACGGAACGAUCGAACUAGCACGGAGUCCAGCCUCAUCGAUUCAAAUAAUCGUUCUAACAAUGAUCCAGAUACUAAAGUUGGUAGCAAAGCUCGAGCAAUGUGUGAGGAAUAUAGCAAAUAUGUCUAUGAAUGGAUAACACCACCAGUUCAAACUAUUAAUUUCGGUAAAGUAAAAGUAAAUAGAUGUGCACAUAAAGUAACUGAGUUAGUUAUCGGAGGACAGCAUGCUGGCGUUAGAGAAUUUCCACAUAUGGCCCUCCUAGGUAUGGGAGAAGAGAAUUCAAAGAAAUGGACAUGCGGUGGUACAUUGAUUAGCGAUGAAUUUGUUUUAACAGCCGGGCAUUGCGUAUUUUCACCACAAGAUGGGGAAGUAAGAUGGAUUCGUCUUGGCGAAAAUGAUAUUUCAAAUGAAGGAGACUCAGAAACACAAGAUUUUUCUGUUGCUGAAAUUAUCAAGCAUCCGCAAUAUAAAGCUCCUUCUCGUUACCACGAUAUUGCACUAUUACGGCUCGACCGCAAAGCUAUCUUAAAUAAGUUCGUGAUACCAGCUUGUCUUCACACGGAAUUUAAUAUCAACCAUCAAAAAGCGAUUGCUACUGGUUGGGGAAGAACAGAAUACUUAGGUUCCACGAGCCAACAACUGUUCAAGGUUACUCUAGAAAUGUUUUCACAAGAAGAAUGCAAUGAAACUUAUUCAGCGUUUGCAUCUAGUCGUAGAUUAAGGUCUGGAAUUGUUCCAGAAAGUCAAAUGUGUGCUGGCCAUCAUAGUGAAAUGAAAGAUACUUGUCAGGGUGAUUCGGGAGGGCCUUUGCAAACGUAUCUUGAAGUUCCUUAUUGCAUGUACGAUUUGAUCGGAGUUACUUCCUUCGGUAUAACUUGCGGCGUCGUCGGCAGUCCAGGUGUGUAUACAAGAGUAUCUGAGUAUUUGCCCUGGAUCGAGCAAAUCGUUUGGCCCACAAUCGACAUCCGCUUUGCUCUGACCAACACCUGCGGCUCGAUGCGAUGAUAGAGAUCGGCCCUAGAGCUUCCCAUCCUACA